This is a messenger RNA of Protomyces lactucae-debilis, 1103 nucleotides long. RefSeq lists its product as uncharacterized. Bases 247 to 909 code for a protein of 220 amino acids. Gene Ontology annotation, biological process: double-strand break repair via break-induced replication; DNA-templated DNA replication. Lineage: Eukaryota; Fungi; Ascomycota; Taphrinomycetes; Taphrinales; Protomycetaceae. Gene Ontology annotation, cellular component: GINS complex. The record is from RefSeq and is a predicted model, not a curated record. The transcript has a single exon.
GGACCUGCGGGACCUACAUAGACAAAUCAUCUCGUUCAUUGCAUCCCUUCGCCUGUUCCUCGUGACCCCGCAUUGAUUCAAGUUUGAUAGAUGCUAUUCCCAAAACCUUGAUUUCGCGCAGACGACACACGCGCGAUUUCGCGCGACUCUUGACCAGCUCCAUAUCUGCCACACUUGCAAGGACCCUCUGUGUCUAGUUACGUGCCUGAAAGACGCAUGGCGCGCUAGACGAAGCUUCUCUCAAACAUGUCUGAUGAGCUCGAUCUAGAUGCUUUGCUAAAUGAGCAUAUCCCUUUAGCUCAACCUGCAGCACCGUCUUUGGAUGACCUCGUUCAGGCUUGGGUGUCCGAACGAACGGCCCCAGAGCUGCUACCGUACGAACAAAGGCUCAUUGAUCAUAUAGCCGACCUGCUUCGCAAGCAGAUUGAGCAUGUUGAGGAGACGAGCGGCAUGGACGCACGCACAGGCUUCAAGCUUGUGAUCAUACAAACCGAAAUGGAGCGCGUCAAAUACCUCAUCCGGUCCUAUCUACGUGCACGGAUAGCCAAGAUCGACCGUUACGCGUUGCACAUACUCAAGUCACCAGAACAGCUAGCGCGGCUGUCUCACCUUGAGCGUCAAUACCUACAAAAGCACCAAGCCGUCCUCGAGCGGCAUUUCCAUACGGCAUUCUUGCGAGACUUGCCAGAUAAUGGUAAUCUGCGUCGGUUGGACGAUACAACUGCUGCAGGUGUUUCUAUGGUUACUGCACCAGACCUCAAGCAGGCCGUCUUUUGUCGAGUGCUCAAGGAGAGCAAUCAGGUCCGCGUGGGUGCAGAAAAGGAGGAUUUGGAAGAGGGCAGUACCGUGCUGCUGCGGUAUGAAAGUAUCAAGGGUUUGAUUCUCGACGGUAGCGUUGCCUUGAUGUAAAAGAUUGGCAAAUAGAGACCUGGGGCUGCCUUGGGUAAGACCUGUACAGAGCAUAUAGCAUGUCUAAGCAUGAGCAUCAAAUCAUUGCAAAGUAACUUUUGCCGCGUAGGACUUGGAAGGCCACCACCACGCUUUCUUCAAAAGUCUUUUUGCUCAAGCUAUUGACUCCAGCUCCUUGACACUGUCUUAGCUCU